AUGCCUCUAAAGUGUUUUGUGCCAGGCUGUAACUCUGGGUUACCCAAACAGAAUAAAAUUUAUAAAGAGCAGGGAAUAAAACUACCUUCAGUAUUUAAUCUACCCGAGAACAUGAUUGAUACUUGGAAUUUAAAAAUUCCACGAGCCGAUAGAGUGUUAACGAAAAAAGAUGGAGUAUGUGAAUUGCAUUUUAUUACUGAAGAUAUUAUUACGUAUAGAAGUUUUGAGAAUAUAGCAGGAAAUGAAAUAAAAGAUGAACUGAAGAAAGUUAUUUUAAACCCCAAUGCUGUACCUUGUAUUUACCCUAAUUUGCCUUCUUAUUUCAACAAAAGUAUCAAAAAACGAAGACCUCCUACAGGAAGGUCAAUACUACCAAACAAUCUAAAAAAGAAUAAACCCAGUGAUAUAAAUCCUGUAAAUGAAACAAUUGUUAACCCUGAAUUAACCAACGAAAUAAUAGAAAAUAAUAUAACUGAACAAUUAAGGUAUAAUGUUCAUAUCGGUGCAAAUAAUAUCAAGCUACCAGGUACAAUGUGGGGUUUGCACACUGAUUAUUCAGAAAAAACAGUUUUUACUCAUAUUAGUGGCCUUUACAAUGACAAAUGUAUUAUGUUUAUUACUCCCAACGUAGCUAAGGUAUUUAUAAGAGAGAAAGAAACUCAAAUUGAAGAAUAUAUUGAGAAACGUGAUUAUAUUGAAAACUUAUUGAGUAAAUUUAAUUUGUUAAAUAUUUGUUCUGGUAUUAAUUUGACUAAUAAAAAUCAAUGGUCUUCAAAAUGUAUGUUAUACGUGGAAAGUAAAUGCGUUAGAUGUAAUUACUGUAAAAAUCUUAGUAAAAACUUAAAUAGAAAAAAAACCAACAGAAAACUACAUUAA
Rhopalosiphum padi (bird cherry-oat aphid) is the source of this 876-nucleotide messenger RNA. RefSeq lists its product as uncharacterized. The transcript has 5 exons. The coding region runs from base 1 to 876 and encodes 291 amino acids. The record is from RefSeq and is a predicted model, not a curated record. Lineage: Eukaryota; Metazoa; Arthropoda; Insecta; Hemiptera; Aphididae.